This is a messenger RNA of Pistacia vera, 963 nucleotides long. RefSeq lists its product as uncharacterized. NCBI's taxonomy places the organism in Eukaryota, Viridiplantae, Streptophyta, Magnoliopsida, Sapindales, Anacardiaceae. The coding region runs from base 1 to 963 and encodes 320 amino acids. The transcript has a single exon. The record is from RefSeq and is a predicted model, not a curated record.
AUGUGUAAGAGUUUUGGUUCAAGCUUAUCUGGUCUAGCUCUUCAGUGGUACACCAAUCUCCUGAACGAUUCCAUCGACUCAUUCGCACAGCUCACCGACACCUUCGUGGAGCAAUUCGCCAGUAGUAAAAAACUCAAGAAACUAUCGGCCGACCUGUACAGAGUAUACCAGAGAAGGGGGGAGCCGCUAAGAGAAUACGUCAGCAGAUUCAACAAAGAAAAAACUUCCAUUCCUUCCUGCAACCCUGAGACAGCCGUAGACACCUUUAGAAAGGGUCUCCUCUCGAAUGGAGAAUUAUACAAAGAACUGACAAAGCUUGGCUGCACCACGAUAGAGGACGCCUUGGCUAGAAUAGUGAUUCAGAUAAGGUGGGAAGAAGAUGAGAUGAAUCGGGCAGUACACGCCAGGUAUGACCCAAGGCGGAAUGAUAGGAGGCCAGAGCUCAGAUCAAUUGAACCCCGUUACCUACCCCUUCCACGUAACCAGAACAAAGUCAGGAAACCAUAUGACCGCCAGCCACCUAGAACCAACAACAGACCAACCGGACCGAUCCGAUACAAAAUCCCAGAAUACAACCUCAACGUCGAACCAGCCCAAGUCAUGGCGAUCAUGAAAGGAAUGGAAUCUAGCGUUAAGUGGCCAGGCAAGCUCAAUGCCGAAGCAAGGAGAGAUACGACCAAGUGGUGCGAGUUCCAUGACAACCAUGGACAUAACAUCGGGGACUGCAUUGCCCUGUGGUUGGAGGUCGCCGCACUAUUGAAGAGGGGACAUCUCCGAGACCUGUUGACAGAUAAAGGGAAUAACACCAUCAGCCAGAAAAGUACUAAAGAAACAUCUCCACCUCUACAGGAACCUACACCGAAAGGAUUCUGUUCGCUUAUCUCCGGAGGGUCAGAGAUCAAUGGGGUCAGCUACUCCUCAGCCAAACACUAUGCCAGAGCCAACAGCUACCAUGAAAUCUAA